CGGUGUGGCGAGUUAGCCACAAAUUACCCAGUUUACCACGAAAUCCGCGGUUUAUCACAAAAUUCCUAGUAAUUCAACUCAGUGCCAAGAGCGUACGGCUAUAAAAUACGAUCGAUCCAUAGACUUUCGAUCAUUGCAAAAGGAGUUGCUAAGUUAAAGAUCAGUGGCUCUGCUAUUAUCGCGUGUGGUGGGUUUCUCUAUCGAUUCAACUGUCAAACCUCGAGAUGAAUUCAUCCUGUGCAACCCUGUGCGUGGCUGCGGCGACUCUCCUGUUUUUCGUCGUCGAAAUGAGCGCGGUAAACAUCGACGGCUACGCGAGUUCAAGUGACUGCAGUUCAAGUACGGACCCGGUUAGGGGAAGGUUCAGCAUGUACCCAACGGGUCCAAACAGCCUCGUCGCGUACGGGGAGGCAACGGUAGACGAGGAACUCACCUCACCCUUGAAAGCAACUUUGAAGGUACAGAAAAAGGUAUUGUGGUGGUGGGUCACAGCGAAAUCUCUGUCUUAUGACGACGUCUGCCAAUUCCUACAGCCAACUAAUGCCACCCAGUCCAACUCAUGUCCGCCAACACUCCAAAAUCUACCGUCAUGCAACUGUCCGCUCCAACAGGGCACGUACAGCGUGCAGGAGACUACAUUCGACACCUCUUCGAUCGAAAUUAGUGGCCCGUCUUGGCUAGUGAGUGGCAGCUACUAUGCAAAAGCCGUACUGUCCACAGGUGGACGUCAAUUAGCGUGUAAUGAAAUCUACUUCGGUUUAUAGAAUCAUAUAUUAGAAGCCAUUACAGCGGUGGCACGUGGACAGGUGGUACGCACGCGUUACAUGCCUCUUCGACCAAUAGGGUGUCGUGAUUUGCCAACUGCACGCGCGCGUCAAGCUGAAGAAUGGACGUCAGUGCGGUGCGCGUCUAGGCGGAUUAGGCUCUUUUCCAAUACUCGACUUGGGCUCCGGUCUCAGGCUUCGUUCCCAAAACCAAUCCCCAAAUGUGGGCCUGAAG
Messenger RNA from Acanthaster planci (crown-of-thorns starfish), 999 nucleotides. RefSeq names its product ganglioside GM2 activator-like. Gene Ontology annotation, molecular function: lipid carrier activity; enzyme activator activity. Gene Ontology annotation, cellular component: cytoplasmic side of plasma membrane. NCBI's taxonomy places the organism in Eukaryota, Metazoa, Echinodermata, Asteroidea, Valvatida, Acanthasteridae. The record is from RefSeq and is a predicted model, not a curated record. Gene Ontology annotation, biological process: lipid transport; ganglioside catabolic process.